AUGUCUCAGAUCACCAACGAAUUCCCCAGGAUAAAUCUAACAGAAACCGCGUGUCCGACACGAAUCAAGGUAGCAUUCUCGGGCCGCGAGCACCUCAUCGCAGGACCAAGGACUGAAGCCAAAUUCUCAACGAAAUCUGGGCGCCUCGAGGAAAGAUUCCGUCACAGGUUGACAGGGGCUGUUCCAAAAAACCCACAAGAGCUCUCCAACAUACUGGAGCGGAUCGUGGAAAAAGUCAAAACAAAAAGAAAACCCUGGGCGGUCCACGGAAGAGCUACGGAGGAGCUACCGGCUGCUGGUUACUUCCCUUUGUCAGAUGUAACUCCCGAGGAGACCAGUAAGCUAGAGAUGAUCUUACUCAUGGCCUGUGAGACAGGAAGAACAUGCUUGAGAGCUAUGCGAGUCGUCCGUUGGCUUCCGCUCGCAGCGGAUGGCUCCGGCACCCACGACCAUGGGCGCGUUUGCUGUGAGAGCCUCGGCUGGCUGUGGAGUGAGUGA
Messenger RNA from Coccidioides immitis RS, 498 nucleotides. RefSeq lists its product as uncharacterized. Lineage: Eukaryota; Fungi; Ascomycota; Eurotiomycetes; Onygenales; Onygenaceae. The transcript has 7 exons. The coding region runs from base 1 to 498 and encodes 165 amino acids. The record is from RefSeq and is a predicted model, not a curated record.